AUGCGCCUGCCCCGCCCUCAUCUACCUGCCCCGCCCUCAUCUACCUGCCCCGCCCUCAUCUACCUGCCCCGCCCUUAUAGACCUGCCCCGCCCUCAUCUACCUGCCCCACCCUCUUCUACCUGCCCCGCCCUUAUAGCCCUGCCCCGCCCUCUUCUACCUGCCCCGCCCUUUCUACCUGCCCCGCCCUCUUCUACCUGCCCCGCCCUUAUCUACCUGCCCCGCCCUUAUAG
Knipowitschia caucasica is the source of this 231-nucleotide messenger RNA. Lineage: Eukaryota; Metazoa; Chordata; Actinopteri; Gobiiformes; Gobiidae. The record is from the annotation of a GenBank genome assembly.